AUGGCGUGGAGGAGUGGAGCAGAGUGGAGGAGAAACAGGAAGACGUUGCACAGCACCCAAGCGGGGGAGGGGGCGGUAUUGUUCGGUGUCGAGGCUUCACCAGCAAGCAGUGCCGGGACUACCCGAGGGAGACGAGGGCAUUGCCGAAAAGACCUCGAGAGCUUGGCCAACCCUGCCAAGGAAAAGGACUACGGGGACAACAGCGCCCUCCAGUACGGCGUCACCGUCGGCGCGGAGGCGGCCGGGGCGGGGGCGGCGCACCAUUUCUUCUCCGCCGACACCCGCGUCGUGUUCGGCGUGAACGCUCUCGAGAUCGGUCUCGUCGAGCUGUACGACCUCGGCCUCCAACGUGCGAUGAUCGUGACGGGAUGGAACCAGGCCCGCGCCGACCCCGUGGUUUGGGAGCUCUUGCCAAGAGGGUUCGAUCUCAAGUGGCACUCUGUUUCCUCUGAGCCUUCUCUGUCCGACGUCGCUGAGGGGGCGAAGCUGGCGCUCGAACACCGCGCGGACUGCGUCGUGGCGAUGGGCGGCGCGGCGGUGAUCGACGCCGGCAAGGCUAUCGCGGCCAUCGCCUACGCAGACAAGGACAGCGCGAAGGCCGCCGGGCGACUCUUAGCGGCUGCCAGCGAGCCGAGGGAGACAACCGCACCAGAGCAUGGGGGAGAGGCCGGGGUCGGGGCUGAGGCGGAAGCGACGGGAUUAGCGCCUUUGCUGGGGCCCGUGCCCCUUGUGGCGAUCCCGCUCGUAGCCGGGAUAGGAUCCGAGGUCACCCCCGUCGCGACCAUCAUGGAUGAUCACGACCCCUUGGAGCCUGUGAAGGUCACCGUGGGUUUCCAUGACAGCGCGGCGGCGAUGCCCGCGCCCUUCAUGGCGAUCGUGGAGCCCCGCCUGAUGAUGAGAGUCCCUCUCGAGAUCACGUGGCCCGGCGCCUUCGUUGCCCUCGCGGGUUGUCUGGAGAGCUAUGUGGCGGGGAGGGGCUUCGUGCCUGAUCUCAUGAGGGCAUCGAGCGGGUGUCCAGAUGCCUGUCGAGGGAUCUGGGUUUCCGCGGACCGCUGUACCAAGAACGGGAAGACAUCGCGUUUGCAGAUUGCCGAGCUACGACGCCAGGAAGACGCCUACAUGGACCCCGCCUACCACCGCCGCAACCGCGCCCGCCGCCAAACCGCGGCCGGUGCCGAUAACCCUGACCGGACGGGCGGGGGUGAUGAUGCUGGAGGCGACAGCGGUACUCGUCCGUCUGCCAACGAUGGCAGCGGCAGCGGUAGCGACGGCGGCGGCGGCGGCGGCGGCCGCGAAAAGGUCUACUCUGACGACUACAACGACCGGGCCUGCGCCGUGCUGCUCAAGUACCAGCGCGUCGCCGGCUUCGUGCUGGGAGCGGGGGAACAAGACAGCAGCGACACCGGCAGAAGAAGAGCGGGGACGAAUCCCGGCGCCGCGCCGUCCCCGGAGGACAUCGUCGAGUGGCUAGACGAGCGACUGCUCGACAAGAACGUAGCCCCGCUCUACCGCACGAGCCUGAGACCGGAGCACGUCCAGCCCGUCCUCGAGACGUUGUUGAGCGGCGGCGGCGGCGGCGGCGAUAGCCGCGAUGGCGGCGAGAAGGCGGCGUUGUUGGCGUUCGGGGGAUUGGGGGAAGCCGCCGUUCGGUCGAUUGUUGCGGGCGAGGCUGGCAGACGAGACGCAGGCAGCAGCAGCGGUGGAGAACGGGAGAAGGAGGUGAAGGGAUUGUCGGCGGAAGCUGCGGCAGUGGUUUCGUCGAUGUCUGGGGACGGCGAGGGACCUCUGGGCCGAGAGGCACCCCAGACUGGGCCGUGGCAGAAGAAGUGA
Messenger RNA from Ectocarpus siliculosus, 1830 nucleotides. The record is from the annotation of a GenBank genome assembly. Lineage: Eukaryota; Phaeophyceae; Ectocarpales; Ectocarpaceae.